AUGAGCAGUGCCGGAGGACUUUAUAGAAGAUCGAUUAACAAAAGCAAGAUCCAAAAGAGGGAAAGAGACAGCGAUGUAAAAGAAGAAAUGCGUGAGAGGGAAAAAAGCAGUGAUCAUAGUCGUAGUCGUUCUACUUCACUUAGUUCGUGGAGAGAUUCAGAUCGGAAUUCACCACGUUUAAGUGAUCGAAAUUCACCACGUCCAGGCGAUCGAAAUUCACCACGUAUAAGUAGAAGUGAUUGGGAUUCUACACCAACAAGGUCGAUCACACCACGAUUCUCCGGCGGUGGGCUAACUUCUCGAAAAGAAUAUCAACCUAUGAGGGAUUUUCCAACUCCUCGACUUGCAUCGUUUGAUAAUGAUCUGGAUUUCGCAUAUAAUCAAGAUGAUGAAGACAUAAGUGAUGAUAGACGCGAGUGGGAAGAAGAACAACGGCAACUGGAUCGUGACUGGUACAGCAUGGAAGAAUCGUCUGGUGCAAUGGACGAUACACACAAUCCUUUUGCUGACUAUUCGGACUUUGUUGAGAAAAAAGAGGAGGAACUCGCUCAGAGACAGCUUAAAAAACUUACUGCAAGGCAGGAACAGUAUAACAAAGAUAAUGAACUCUGGGAAACAAAUCGUAUGCUUACUUCUGGUAUCGUACAGAGGAAAGAAAUUGAUUUGGAUUUCGAUGGGGAUUCAGAGGUGAGUAUAAACACUCAACAAUUAAUUAAAUUCGAAAUUAAAACUAAACUGAUUAAUUCAAACCUAAAUAUUGAUUUAUUACAUGAUAUUAAGCCACCAUUUCUUGACGGUCGCAUGGUUUUCACAAAACAAUUGGGAACUGUACAAUCUGUCAAGGACCCUACUUCCGAUUUAGCUGUCUUCUCUAGGAAAGGAAGUCAAUUGGUAAAGGAAAAGAGAGAACAAAUAGAACGUCAAAAGGCUGCUAAGAGUGUUGUAGAUGUUGCAGGCACUGCCUUGGGUAACAUUAUGGGUGUUAAAGCUUCUGAUGAAGACUCCGCAGAACCGCCUACAAAUCCAGCAGGAGAAAUGGAAACUCCUAAAGGUGAUUCACAAUUUGCAUCACAUUUAAAAGCAUCCGAAGCCGCUAGUUCCUUUUCUAGGUCAAAAACUCUUCGCGAACAACGUGAAUAUUUGCCUGCUUUUGCAGUUCGUGAAGAACUAUUGAGAAUCAUUAGAGACAACCAAGUUAUUGUCGUGGUUGGAGAAACUGGUUCAGGUAAAACGACACAAUUGACACAAUACCUUUACGAAGACGGAUAUGGCAAUUAUGGCAUUAUAGGUUGUACGCAACCUCGUCGUGUUGCUGCCAUGUCUGUUGCGAAGCGUGUUAGUGAGGAAAUGGAGUCACUUAAAGAACCUGAUCUUGAUCAUUAUAGUUCCAUUAUAAUGGAUGAAGCUCAUGAACGAUCAUUGCAAACGGAUGUUAUAAUGGGUUUAUUAAAACAGGACUUGAAGCUAAUUGUUACAUCUGCAACUAUGAAUGCUGAAAAGUUUUCAUCCUUCUUUGGAAAUUGUCCCACUUUCAAAAUUCCUGGUCGUACCUUCCCCGUAGAAAUAAUGUUCAGUAAAACACCAUGUGAAGAUUAUGUAGACAGCGCUGUAAAACAAGUUUUGGCAAUUCAUCUCGGUCACCCAGCAGGUGACAUAUUAGUGUUCAUGACUGGACAAGAAGACAUAGAGAUAACUUGUAAAGUAAUUACAGAACGUCUACAACAGUUGGAUAAUCCUCCAGAAUUGGCGGUUCUCCCUAUUUAUUCUCAACUGCCUGCCGAUUUGCAAGCUAAAAUAUUUGAGAAAGCACCUGACAAUGCAAGAAAAGUUAUUGUUGCAACGAACAUCGCGGAGACUUCACUAACCGUUGACGGUAUCAUGUAUGUUGUUGAUACCGGAUUUAACAAACUUAAAGUAUUCAAUCCAAAAAUUGGUAUGGAUUCUUUACAAAUCACUCCAAUAAGUCAGGCAAAUGCAAAUCAGAGGUCAGGUCGUGCAGGAAGAACUGGUGCCGGAACGUGCUACCGCCUUUAUACUGAACAUGCCUAUCAGCACGAGAUGUUUAUGAAUACUAUACCUGAAAUUCAACGAACAAAUCUAGCUAAUGUUGUACUUUUACUCAAGUCGUUGGGUGUUAAAAAUUUGCUAGACUUUGACUUCAUGGAUCCUCCUCCUCAGGAUAACAUACUGAAUUCAAUGUAUCAAUUGUGGAUACUCGGAGCAUUGGAUAACACUGGAGAAUUGACACCACUUGGUCGUAGGAUGGUUGAAUUUCCAUUGGACCCUUCAUUAUCAAAGAUGCUAAUUGUGUCUGAAGAGCUUGGAUGCACUGCUGAAAUUUUGACAAUUGUAUCUAUGCUUUCUGUACCAUCAGUAUUUUAUAGACCAAAAGAGCGAAUGGAACAGAGCGAUGCAGCAAGAGAAAAAUUCUUUGUGCCAGAAAGUGACCAUUUAACACUUUUACAUGUCUACACUCAAUGGAAGUCUCAUGGUUACCGUGAUGAUUGGUGUAUAAAACAUUAUAUUCAUUCCAAGGCAAUGAGAAAGGCUCAGGAAGUGCGAUUACAAUUGCUUGAUAUCAUGAAAGCUGAAAAAAUGGAAAUUGUAUCAUGCGGUACAGAUUGGGACGUAGUACGAAAAUGUAUCUGUUCUGCAUAUUUCCAUCAAGCUGCGAGAGUUAAAGGAAUUGGUGAAUAUGUAAAUUGUCAUUAUAUUGUUUAUCAUGAAUUGGUGAUGACGUCAAAAGAGUACAUGCAAUGUGUGACUGCAGUAGAUCCAUAUUGGCUUGCUGAAAUGGGAGCUGAGAUGGCAAGAAUGACAAUGGAAAUGCAAAUGAAAACUGCUCGAGAAAAGGAAGAAGAAGAAGCCAAAGAAUUACAACGUAAAGCAAUGGCCACGCCUAAAAGCUCAAAAAUUGUAAUACCAGGUCGAAGAGAGCCGGGCGUGCGUCUUAGAAAAAGGGGAUUCGGUAUUUAA
Racocetra fulgida is the source of this 2976-nucleotide messenger RNA. The record is from the annotation of a GenBank genome assembly. NCBI's taxonomy places the organism in Eukaryota, Fungi, Glomeromycota, Glomeromycetes, Diversisporales, Gigasporaceae.